AUGUCACGAGAAAUCGCAGGACCACAAUGGGGACCGCUUCCGGAGGACGAAGAGCUGGAUCUGUUUCGAGCCAUACUGGAUGGAGACGACGAAGAACCUGAUCAGACCAGUAAACGAUUCGAUCUGAUUCGUUCCGCAAUGCCUUUUGAAAACACUCGUCUGCCACGUUCAGGUUAUACCAACGACAGUGGACAGCCCGUCUCAUGUGCUUUACCGCAAGAUGCUGGUUUCAGUAGGAAUCCUCCUGAUAUCGGCGACUGGCCCCGUCGGCUCUUGCAUGUCCCGACCAUGACCUCAGUGGAAUGGGUGGGCAAUGAUUCUUACAGCUACCCGAUCAAGGAUGGUGAUCGGGUCAAUAACAUCCCUUGGGAUAUACCGCGCGUCAAGGCCGAGUACAUCACCGUUAAGGACUUUCAAGCAGUGAUAAAAGCGGCCUCUCAAUCUUUAUCUACAGGGCGAGUAGACUUCGUUUGGUUGGAUGUCGCAUGCAUCAGCCAGGAAGACAACGAUUCGGAUAAGAACUUGGAGAUCGGAAGGCAAGCCAGCAUUUUUACAAAAGCAGAGGCUGUCGUGAUAUGGCUUCAUCAACAGUCUUCGACAGACCUCUCCAACUCCUUACAAAAUCUGAUGGCGCCAGAGAAUGACCUCUCGCGCCUACACACUACCGUUGACUGGUUCCUCGCAGACAAAUGGUUCAGUUCUCUCUGGACAUAUCAAGAGGCUUAUCUCAGUCAAGACUGUGCUUGGUUUUCAUCACGAUCAGGAGAAGUUAAUCCAUCUGUUUCCCUCUCUCAACUCGUCACUCGAUGCGCGAGGAUUGGAGCAGACUUGGAACAACACUUUGCCAGUGUUGUAUAUUCCACCCCACCGUCGCGUAUCCGCGACCAGAAGUUCAGAGAGGAGAUCUACCAGAUGCUUAGUGAUCACGGUAUUCUCGCUCUGGCACAGCGCAGCCCCUUCGCUCUCUACAGCGCCAGCUGGGGAAGGCAAACUCAGAAAGACUAUGAUAGAAUCUAUGGCAUCCAGCAAGUCUUCCGAUUUCGGGUCGGAACAUCAGUAGAAGGGUCAGACCCGGACGCAAAAUACACCCUCUUAACACUCGAAGCUCAGCUUGGACGCCUGUUGUUGGAAAAUGAGCCCGUGAAAAGUCAAUUACAUGUCUUCGAGGAACCGGUAAUGCAGGGCUGUGGAUGGCACAUCAGCCCCACAUCUCGCAUCCCUCAAUGGGGCUUCCCUCGGCCAUUGCUUGAAUACCAGUUUACCCGUUUUUGCUCUUUGAGCGCGUACGACGGGUCUAUAGGAGGCCAGUCAACCGUGAUAGCCCAAUACACUAGCUAUCUCCAAGAACUAUCCUCCCUCCAGGCACGGUGGCGAAAUGCUGACGAGAGACAUCUCACCGGCUCAUCAGAAUUUCGGAGCGUGCACAAAAUCUCACUAGACGUAGUUAAGUCGAGCCUGCCAGUACCGGGUGAGAAGCCAGAAUAUAGAACAUGGGGACAUAGACGAGAUGAUCUGUCUGGCUUCUAUCAACAUCAGCUUUCGGCGUGGCUGGGAGCACAGGCUAGUGCUGCAACGAUCACUGUACUGCUUCUCGGCGAAUUCCAUGUCGAGACUGUUGGUAAGCACUAUUGCGGUAUGUUACUCCAGAACGAAGGUUGUGGGAGGCCUAGAAGAAGAAUUGGUGUGUGCGCAUGGAGAGCAGAGGCCACUGGAGCAUGGGCUUCCCAGCAAUCCGGCACUUUCGUCUAG
Molecule: messenger RNA, 1749 nt
Organism: Pyrenophora tritici-repentis Pt-1C-BFP
Lineage: Eukaryota; Fungi; Ascomycota; Dothideomycetes; Pleosporales; Pleosporaceae
Source: RefSeq, a predicted model, not a curated record